This is a messenger RNA of Caenorhabditis briggsae, 1149 nucleotides long. The record is from RefSeq and is a predicted model, not a curated record. The transcript is spliced from 7 exons. Lineage: Eukaryota; Metazoa; Nematoda; Chromadorea; Rhabditida; Rhabditidae. The coding region runs from base 1 to 1149 and encodes 382 amino acids. Gene Ontology annotation, molecular function: calcium ion binding.
AUGGCCCAUUUGUGGGCCAAAGGACCUCUCAAGUUUUCCUUGAAAAACAAUGCUUAUUCGAGUUCCAAUGCUCCACAAUCCUCAUCGCCUGACAAUACUACUCAAUCGGGUGUUCCUCUGUCAGUUAAAACAUCAGAGUCGAAGAAAAAUGUCACUUCGGCUGUUUCAACUCGUACCAUUUUUUUCGGGUGUUUCAGGAGAUCGGAUGAACAAGAGGAAAUGAAGUUAGAAGAGAUGUCGCGCACUAAAUCCCACCAUUCGGAGAGCGCAACACAAAAGGUCUUGCGGAGUGCAUUGAAAAAAGAUUCAUCGGGAGCUCAGGGUCCACCAACGAGGAAAUACGGAGUUCACAGUUUGUCGCAAAACGACCAGACCUCAGAACAAUCCGGUGUCGAAACGGGAAACGGAAAGCUGGCUCGCAAAGUUCAUUUCGAGCAGAGCGAUGAUGACAAACUUGAUGUCGCUAAUCCUCGUCCAACUGUAGUUUACUCAUCUGACGGUUUCGCAACGUUUGUGAUGGUUAGUUCCCUUGCGAACCAAAUGCUCCAAUACGAAUGGCUAUCUUCUCACAGUCGCUAUUUGGCGUCGUCUGGUUGGAAGAAGGCACAAACAACGCUUCUAGUCUGUUUGAUCAAAAAAGAUGUUCCUUCUCCAAGAAAAUACCUAAUUGAAUCGUACCCUGAAUUCACAAUUCAACAGGUCCACAUGUUCAACAGAAUUUAUUUUACAUUUGCCGACGAAAAAACUGGAAGAUUUAGAAUCCAGGAGUUGACCCAUCUAAUGACUCAGCUUGCACGUCCACUCGAUCUGUUUUCUAUCAAGUAUAUCACCGAAAACAUUGAACAACAAGAGAAUGGCAAUAUUACUAUCCUCACCUUUCUUGAUCUUUUCCGAAAGGCCAUGAAUCAUGAAUUGUGCAACGUAUUUUCAAUUUUCAAACAUAUUGCUCAUUGGAUUGCAUCACAAGAAGCUAAGAACAAGACUCUUUUGGUCGUCGAAAAGAGCGAAAGUCCGAACCGCUGUGGCGCUUCAAAGGAAAAGAACACCAACGAGGGAACAUCCGAGACCAAUACGUCUAUUAGCUCUCGCGGCAAUGUCUUCUCAAAAAUCGGUCAAACUGCCAGACAACUUCUUUCCGACACCGAAUAA